AUUUGACGUUUUUUUAAAGCUUAUGAGAGCAUACUGAAGGCUGAUGUAACCUUUCACGUCUGAAACAAGCUUUUAUUUUGAAGGCGGGCCGGAAGCAGGCGUGUAAAUGGCAUUGGACAGCUCAUGUGUUCGUCAUUCAGGAGCGGCUGUUGUUAUUGAACAAGAUUUCGUUUUUCUUUCUGAGCUGUGAUGACUCGCCCCGUUUGAACACAUGACCUCCGUGAGUCGUUCCCAGUUUAAGUCUAUAUUUCACUCUUGGUUCUGUUUUUAACUGGGAAGCGGUUCUCCAGUAAACAUGAGGACGGAUUAGAGUCUCUGCGAACUUUCGGACCGUUUUAAUCCUCAGGAUGUGAUAGUGAAAUCAGCUGUCGGCUUUAUUUGUGAACUUUUUCUGAUGAUCGGAUCCCUGAAGAAUGAACCCAUUUCCUCUAAUCUUCCUGAUUCUUCAGCUCCCUUCAGCUGUCGCGUCCCUUCCGGCACCGGUCAACCUCAGGAUUAAGUCUCUGAACUUCAAACAUGUCCUGCGCUGGGAUCCGGGACCUGGCAGCCCCCCAGGGACGCAGUUCCGGAUAUAUACGAACAGACGUGAAAUGAAGGGUAAUCCAGUAAACUCAACAUCCUGCGAGCUGAAUCUGAAGAACCCCGAGAAGAACCACGUCAUUGCUGUCGAGGCUUUCUACAACAGCACAACGUCUCCUCGCUCUACAAUCACCUUUCACCCUGUAGCAGACACUGUGAUUGGUCCUCCGCUGCUCUCGGUGGCCAGAUGGGGGACGUGCAUCCAGGGAAACAUUUCGAUGCCUGAUUUAGGUCGAUACACAAAGGCUAUACACUAUGAUUUCAGCUUCACAGUCCUGUGGAGGAAAGGAAAUGAUGGAGAAAUUCAGGAGCUGGAAAUUUAUAAUAGGAGCUUCAAACUCAGCAACCUGGAGAAAGAUGUGGAGUAUUGCAUACAGGUGCUUCCCAAGGCCCGAGUGAACGAAAACACGCAGCCGUCUGAGUGGAACUGCACCUUCGCCAGCAUUUCAGAACCAGAUUACGGACUGUUGGUUUUAGUCGUCGUUACAGCUGUUUUGAUUUCUUCUCUGAUUGCCCUGGUGAUGGGAAUUUUAUGCCUCUGCUACACCGGAUUCCUGUGCAAACUAAAGAAAAUGCCGGCAAACCUCAUGGUCGUUUUGAGGCACAGCUACGUCCUAACCCUGAGCACCACGGACAUCAACCGGGUCACCAUCAUCCCCCAAACGGUAAAAACCAGAAACUGCCCGGCGAUGUCUCCGUCUCCCUCCGGGGACGCCAGCUCUGAGGACGAAGAUGGCGAUGAGGAGGCUGCAGUGAAGCUGUACAUGAACAGAAAAGGAGAACUUUCCACAGGCGGCGGUUCUGCUGACAGCAGUGGGAAAGUCGACGUGAUGAAGGGUGACUUCAUGGAGGUGGAGUCCAACCAGUAUGAGGCCAAAGCAGAAACUCUUUUUAUUUAUGAUAAAGAUCAAUCUGGAAUGGAGGACUCCACAACUCAGCAGGAGGAAGUCAAAAUGGAGACUCUGGAGUUCUCUGGAGACGUCAACCUGUUCUCCGUCACCCUCGCCUCAAUAGCUGCUUGUGAUGAAGACGAGGUAGAGGAGGAUCAGGACUCUGGAAGCUCUUCCAUGGACUUCCUGAGGACUUACACCCUGAAACCUCUGAGCCAGAUGGACUCUGAAAGCAAACGGGAUGAUGGGAUGCGUCCUUCAGAGUCGGGACAAGAUGGCAGCUGCACAGAGUCCUGGAUAGACGAGGAGGAAGAAGAGGAGGAGGAGGAAGAGUUCUCUGGAUAUCUGACAAAUAAAUGAAAUGUUUUCUCACACUGGAGUACUGUACGUUAAAACAGCAUGUCCAUUUCUGAUUCUGCGACUCUGUGUGAACCAGUAGAUGGAAUAAUCACCCACACGGCAAAAACACAAAAUA
Poecilia latipinna (sailfin molly) is the source of this 1944-nucleotide messenger RNA. It is a transcript of the gene crfb1, whose product is annotated as cytokine receptor family member b1. The transcript has 7 exons. The record is from RefSeq and is a predicted model, not a curated record. Gene Ontology annotation, biological process: cytokine-mediated signaling pathway. Gene Ontology annotation, molecular function: protein binding; cytokine receptor activity. The coding region runs from base 414 to 1829 and encodes 471 amino acids. NCBI's taxonomy places the organism in Eukaryota, Metazoa, Chordata, Actinopteri, Cyprinodontiformes, Poeciliidae. Gene Ontology annotation, cellular component: plasma membrane.